AUGGUGCAAACGAACAGAGGAAUAAAAAGAAGUCUAGUUCUAGAAGGGAAGCGGGCAAACAACUACGAAGCCAGAAAUAUAAACGUAGCAUUGGGGUAACACGGAACAAAGACAGGGUACACGUGUGUGUGGGGAAUGACAAGGAUAGUCUUCGUUCAGCUUUGGGUUAACAAACACGCAUUUGCCAUGCAUUUGGGCGAACUCCCUUCAGACGGGAGCUCAAAUACAUAGUUCCUCACUCUGCUCCCGUCUAUAAGCUCAAGCCCCAUGGAAGAGCCUUCCGCUCCCUCAGCGAGUCUCCUCUCCUAGGAGGCAGCGUCGAGGGGGAGGAGGGGAAAGCGACAGCAGUUGGGAAAGGCGGGUAGUUCAAAAGUGAGCGAGGGAAACCCUCCUCAGGUUCACGCGGGCAGCCGCUGCUUAGCUCAAGGGGAGGGGACGGUAGGCGCGCCCACCGCCGCCGCCGUGGCGGACCUUCUCUUCAGUAAUUGGGGAGUUGAGGCGAGCAGGAAUAUUUAGACUUUAGCGCUGCUGUUGCUGCUUUUUCUUCAAAUAGGCGGAGAACAGCGCCUCUUUUACUCAAUUCUCUCCCUCAGUACUAGGGACAGUCUUGAAUUUGACCCCUUUUAAAUCCUCUCUGUAGAAUCAGUCUUCCUGGUUUUUUUUUGCUCUCUCUUCACGUUCACAUUUCGGGACAGAAAACACUUGACUGUCCCUCUUGACUUGCAGAAGGAUUUGGGGACAUGAAGCUGGUGUACCUGACUGAAGCCUCCUAGGACCUAGGUGAUGCCUGCACAAUUGUGGAGUACUUAUUUUAACUGCAGUCUCCUCGUGAAUCCUCCUGGAGCAUAACCAGUUCCAACACAAGAUGUCAGAAAGUCAUUCAGUUCUACCGAAUAUUCUUAAAAAAGGCAAACUGACUUCUCCUUGCAACAGUAUAAAACUCUGCAACUUUAAAGAUACUUGCUCCCCUUCCAUAUUUCAUGACAGUGGAUACAAUGAAUCAUUAAAAGACCCAAGCUUUGAUUAUACUGAUGCGGAACAUAAAGGAGAACACAAUAAAAGAAGCCUGCCUGAAUAUUUUAAACAUACACAUUCUAGUAGUUUAUGCACUUCAGUGCUGUCUCCCAUUGAAAAUAGAAAUACUAUAUUUUUAUCAGAAAGGAAGGAAGCCUCUCUACAUUCAGACUAUUUUGAAACACCCAGAGUUGCUAAGAAAGACUUAUCACUCCGCAGAAGAUUGCUUGUGUCUAAGGCAGCUUCUGCUGGUGCUCUGGGAUGCACUGAAAGACUGGUGUCAUCUUUGGGGCAGAGCCAGAAGAAAACAUGUUUACCUCGCUUUCUUAGUUUUGAUGAAAGAAUUUCAAAACAUGCCUUGAAUUCUCCAAGAGAAAAGAGCUAUAAGCCAUUGGCUACCAGUACUUUGAAAAGUGAAGAUCCUCCUUCUGGUUGUCAGAAACUAAGGCUUCUGUUUUCCCAGCAAAGGACUUCUACAAUAGAUGAUUCAAAGCCUCAAGGUACUUUAUUGUCAGAACCAGACUGUUUAUCUCCAAUUCAGUCUAAAUCUUCUACAGAGACACCUAACAGUUUCUUUGACAGUGCCCUUACUAGUUUUAAUGAUCAAAGUAUUUGUUCAGAGCUAGUUAGAGAUACUCAUUAUACUGUGUCUAAGACAAAUGAUGACAAAUGUGUCACACCAGUAAAUAGUCUUGUAGAAGGAUUUAACCUCACUAUAGCUGAAAUAUAUACACCACCAACUAAGGAAAUAAGCAACUUGAACCUAUUAACACCUGACAGCAGCUGCAACAGCAGCUAUAAUUCUCUUGGCUUUGAUAGAUCAGAAGAUUCUUUGUCAGAUCAUGAGGGAUCUUUCCAAGAACUACUUCAAAAAUGCAGAAAAAACAAACAAAUAGAGUCAUGUGAUGUUCGUCAAAAAUCCAAUGAAUCCAGCUUUUCAAAUUCUAAAAGAAAGGUAAGAAAGCUACUGCACUCAAGAAGACUCUCCACUCUUUCAGAAUGUGGCUCACAAUCAGAAAAAGAAGAUUGUGAUAUUGUUCUCGCUAAUUCACAAUGCACAAAAAACCCAGCCACUGGAUCUCUCAAUGAAGACCAUGAAUUAGUUUUUAAUGAGGAUGACAAUAACUGUGUGGUACCAAAUCUUGAAAAUCUAUCGAGAACUCCAGCUUUGCAGGUAGUUCACAUACUCUUUAUGCAAAGCAGAAGUAAAAGAAUGGAGCAAAAUGAGCUACAGAAGAACAUUAAAGGAGCUGACUUGUCUGCAGUAAAGUGUAUUGUUGCUCAACUCAUAGGCAAGAAAAUGGGCAUUGAAAAGAUAGAUGUAUUAACAGAAUUAAGAGACAGAAAUUUAAAACAUAUUCUUACUAUGAUUUUAGAUAUCCUGACUGUAGAAAGCCUAUACAGUAUGUGGAAUGUAAGCAAAAAUUGGCGAGAAAUUAUUAUACAAGAUAAAUAUGCAAAUCGGAGAAGAAAGUUAUACAUGAAACAGCUAAGAACAGCAACAAAGGGAAGCCUACUAGAUCCUGAAGAUGCUGCCACUAGACUAAUGAUGACUAGAUUUGCACUACGACGAGUCCAGGCUCAAGCAAAAUCUUCAGUAUUACAAAGUCAGCUCUUUCAUAAUGAAUCUUUGACACCUCUGAGAUACAGCCAAUCAACUAGUAAGCAAGAUAAAUAUAUAAAGGUUGCCCAAACUCUCUUCAGCGAUGAAGCUUUAAAACCGUGUCCAAAGUGUCAGUGUCCUGCCAAAUACCAAUCCAUAAAAAAUCGUGGACUCUGUAGCCGGGAAGACUGUGCUUUUGACUUCUGCAUUUUAUGUUUAUGCGCUUUCCAUGGGUCAAGAGAUUGUAGCAGUUUAUCUACUAAACGACAAAACAGAAAAGAUGCCUUGCCAGGAAGUGCUAAAAGCAAGAGAAACUUAAAACGCCUCUAAAUUUCUUGGAGUAAAUAGAAUAUAUUUCCUCUCUCCUUUAAUUCUCUCUUUUAUAUAGGUAGCACUUUUUAAUAAUUAUGCAUUGUUGAAAAUAUUAUAGGUUAUAAUUUUGACGAUUAAUCAAGUUGAUAAUUCAAUUGCCUUGUAAGAAUCCUAAAUUUAAUUUUUCGUACAGUCUUGAAAAAAAGUGAAAAAAUUUUAAGCUCUUUUGUCCUGAUGUCUACAACUUAGCUAAUUACCCAGUGAGAUUUCAAUAAAGUACUCUCAAUAUAGUUUUCAGUACAUUUGAUAGCCUUGCUUUGAAAUUUUAUAUAUAACUCUUGUCACACUGGUAAAUUAAAAAGAAUUAAAUAUUUGUGCUACCUUUUCAUAUUUUUAAUAAAAUAUUUAUCAGCAACAAAUGUAUUAUGGUACUACACAUUAUAUAAGGCAAGUUAACAUUUUUAUUGCGACCCUAACUCACCACAAUUAUUCUUAAUGAAUUCUAAAGCACCUAAACUGUUUAAAAUGUUGUACAGAGAAAUAAAAGCCAAGAAAACUUC
Molecule: messenger RNA, 3489 nt
Organism: Pogona vitticeps (central bearded dragon)
Lineage: Eukaryota; Metazoa; Chordata; Lepidosauria; Squamata; Agamidae
Gene: FBXO43
Product: F-box protein 43
Biological process (GO): negative regulation of meiotic nuclear division; regulation of mitotic nuclear division
Cellular component (GO): nucleus
Source: RefSeq, a predicted model, not a curated record